This is a messenger RNA of Neolamprologus brichardi, 1992 nucleotides long. The record is from RefSeq and is a predicted model, not a curated record. Lineage: Eukaryota; Metazoa; Chordata; Actinopteri; Cichliformes; Cichlidae.
AUGGUGCCGGGGAAGCAUCUUCGCAUCAACGCCAGCAAGACGGAGCUGGUGAUUGACUUCAGCAAGAAGUCACCCCAUAUUACACCAGUGAACAUCCAGGGUUUGGACACUGAAAUAGUGGAGGAGUACAAAUACCUGGGUGUUCACCUCAAUAACAAACUGGAUUGCGACAAAAAGAAGUUCACUACCUGGAGGAAGCUGUGGAUUUAUCUCGCCAAAGCUGAGAAGCGGAUGGAGCAGAUACCAGACAAGGUCACAGAUGUACGAGGAGUGAGAAUGCCACAUUCUUGUGGGAGCAAGAUAGCCAGGAUAAUCUUUGUUUUCGUAAAGCCCGUUUUAAGGCCUGCCCAGUUGACCACAGUGGGGAAGCGAGCGUGUCUGUGGCUGCAGGAUUUGGUGAUGGAUGUGAGGAACCUGGAGCGAGCUCGCGAUGAUCUUCAUUUCCGUGGAGUCAAGGGGACCACAGGCACCCAGGCCAGCUUCCUGCAGCUCUUUCAGGGGGAACAUGACAAGGUGGAAGAGCUUGACAAGAUGGUGACAGAGAUGGCUGGCUUUAAGAAAGCCUACCUGGUGACUGGACAGACGUACAAUUGUAAAGUGGACAUAGACUGCCUGUCUGCGCUCGCUGGUUUGGGAGCUUCUGUGCACAAGAUCUGCACAGACAUCCACCUGCUGGCCAGCCUAAAAGAGAUUGAGGAACCUUUUGAGAAGGAGCAGAUUGGUUCCAGUGCUAUGCCCUACAAGAGGAACCCCAUGCGUGCCGAACGCUGCUGUAGCUUGGCCCGACAUCUGAUUGCGUUGAUGGCCGACCCCCUGCAGACUGCCUCAGUCCAGUGGCUGGAGAGGACACUGGAUGACAGCGCCAACAGGAGGAUCUCCCUGCCCGAGUCCUUCCUGACAGCAGACAUCAUCCUCAGCACGCUGCAGAACAUCACAGAGGGUCUUGUGGUCUACCCCAAAGUCAUCGAGAGACACAUCCGCCACGAGCUGCCCUUCAUGGCCACAGAGAACAUUAUUAUGGCGAUAGUGAAGGCAGGAGGCAACAGACAGGAGUGCCACGAGAAAAUCCGUGUUCUAUCCCAAGAGGCAGCAGCUGUGGUUAAACAGGAAGGUGGAGACAAUGACCUACUGGCCAGAAUCCAGCGAGACCCCUACUUUGCACCCAUUCUAGGGCAGCUGGAUGCUUUGCUGGACCCCAAGACCUUUAUUGGGCGUGCUCCACAGCAGGUGAAAACGUUCCUGGCUGAAGAAGUACGCCCCCUACUGGAGCCGUAUAAGGCCAAUAUGGACGUCAAGGUUGAGCUUGUGCUUUAAAACAUCAGUGAUGUCUUAAGCUGGUUUUAUGGUCGAGCAGAGUUUGCUGUCCACUCCACUCUAGGGACUGACCUUCGGUCUGCCUGGAGUGAGCUCUGUUGUCAGAUGGAGGCAGUGCACAAAGUGUGUGGUACAACCAGUGUGUGGACCGCUCUUGCUUGUACUGUUGUUGGUCAACCAGCCACGAUGGAGAGUGAAGUUAUAGCAGAUGAGAUGAAGAGAGACCGAUGAAAACAGUAAAAUGGGGGGGCGCUAUCCAUAACAUGAAAUUUCAAGUUAUGUAUUUCAAAAUUUCAAACUGAGCUAAAAUUUAGUCAUGGCUCUGCCAAUCAGGAAGCUCUGUGAAGGUACGUUUUUUGUUUUUUGUUUGUUUGUUUUGCUUUUUGUUACCAGGAAGAAGAAGGUGGAAAGCAUCAGCUGCACAAUACUCCAGCUGCUGGUCAUUAAUGAGCAAACAACUGUGUAUUUUCACACUGGAUUUACAACUGUGACACAAUCUUGUGUUACUAAAAGAAUCACAUGACAUUAUCAGCACAACAGUAAUUUGUUCUUGUUGACUAUAUAUAUUGCAAUAGCACCAGUUGGCUAUCAACCUGCCGGUGCCUGAGUUAGGGUGUUUCAUUUGUCAUUGACGCAGUAUUAUUGUUUGCUUGAAAUAAUAAAACAUGAAUGAUAAAA